Molecule: messenger RNA, 2506 nt
Organism: Sphaerodactylus townsendi
Lineage: Eukaryota; Metazoa; Chordata; Lepidosauria; Squamata; Sphaerodactylidae
Gene: NUDC
Product: nuclear distribution C, dynein complex regulator
Exons: 9
Coding region: 127-1209 (360 amino acids)
Biological process (GO): protein folding
Cellular component (GO): cytoplasm
Source: RefSeq, a predicted model, not a curated record
UCGCAGUUCAUGUUCCGGUGUCAGUACUGACGGUGCGUGUUAGCAACCGAAAAGGCGGGUAGGCCUAGGCGGUGCUUCCUGCGGUGAGGAAGGGAACGGGAAAAGCCUCACGCGGAGCCGGCAACGAUGGGGGCCAGCGGGGAGGAUGCGGCUGACAGCGAGGAGCGCUUCGACGGCAUGUUGUUAGCGAUGGCCCAGCAGCACCAGGGUGGCGUGCGGGAGCUUGUGAAUACCUUCUUCAGCUUCUUGAGACGCAAAACUGAUUUCUUCGUUGGAGGAGAAGAUAAUGCUGCAGAGAAGUUAAUCACAGAGACAUUCAGUCGCCACAACAAGCUGGCUCAGAAAGCACAGAAAGAGAAGGCGGCUCGCCAAGAGGCAGAGCAGCGGGAGAAAGCAGAGCGGGCUGCUAAGCUUGCCAAAGAAGCAAAGAAGGCAGAAGAUGCUGCUGAUGCUGAGCCGAGGAUUAAGGAGCUCACUGAUGAGGAGGCAGAAAGGCUGCAACUAGAAAUUGAUCAGAAAAAAGAGAAUAAAGAAAAUGAGUCCAAGGCAGUCACUACAGAAUCAUCUGAUCAUCCAAUGGAAUCUUCAGGGUCCACCAAACAGGAGACAGAUGAAGAGGAGGAAGAUGAGAAGGACAAAGGCAAACUGAAGCCAAACUCUGGGAAUGGGGCAGAUCUUCCACACUGUAGGUGGACACAAACCCUCUCUGAAGUGGAUCUGGCCAUCCCAUUCAAAGUGAACUUCAGGCUGAAGGGAAAGGAUGUGAUCGUGGACAUCCAGCGACGGCAUCUGAGGGUGGGGUUGAAAGGCCACCCCCCCAUGAUUGAUGGAGACUUGUGCAAUGAGGUGAAGGUGGAGGAGAGUUCUUGGCUGAUUGAGGAUGGGAAAAUAGUCACCGUUCACUUGGAGAAGAUCAACAAGAUGGAAUGGUGGAACAAGUUAGUCCAAACAGACCCAGAGAUCAACACCAAGAAGAUUAACCCAGAGAAUUCCAAACUGUCAGACCUGGAUGGCGAGACUCGUAGUAUGGUGGAGAAAAUGAUGUACGACCAACGGCAGAAAUCAAUGGGGCUCCCAACAUCCGAUGAGCAGAAGAAGCAGGACAUUCUGAAAAAAUUCCUUGGAACAGCAUCAGGAGUAGUUUUUUAUAAAAGCAAAAUUCAACUGAUGAUCCCCUUUCUCUCCUUACUCCCCCACCCUUUUUUGUAAGAAAAAAUAUAUAAAACCCAAGCAGGACAGGAAGUGCAAUUUGGGUCACAGUUAACACUCUCAUCGUCUCCGAGUCAACUUCCUGUGCAAAAAUAAAUUAAAUAAAAUCUAUUCUGCCUAACAGCACAGCACGUUGCCUAGGUGUCAGGUUUUACACAGCAGGACCCGAUUUGGGAAUAAAAUACGACGAAGCUUACUUUACUGGGGGGGCUACAACUCUUUGAGGUUGCGCGCGAAAAGAGAUUUCCGCGCUUUGGUUUCUGGCCGCCAUGUUGGUUUCCUGAGGACAUCAGGCAGGUGUUUCAUCACUUUGGGAAACCUCUUGGUCAUCCUGUACUCUCUCCACCCUGCCCUUAAGUUAAGUGCGUGGGUCCCCUUUGGACACCCCAUUGUCAGUUCUUCCUGUAAUCCAGUUCUGAACCAAACAGCCCCUCCAGAACGCUAGCUUAAUACAGCACCACUGAGAGCAGUUUCAGGCGGACAUCCUGAUAAAGGAACCCACUUGUGAUAAGUACCCUGUAACAUCCAAAGAAAGACUGAGCAGGAGUGAUGGGUGUGCCUCCCCCUACGCAAAUUCUCAUUUGGUCAUUAUAGCAAAAGUAGGAGCAGGCCCCUUAUCUGCUCAUCAGCAUUUUCUGUAGCCUUCAGAGCCCCUCUCUUGUUGCAAGCACCUGCGCUUGGACGCAAAAGGAAGCGUUCCCUGCAAACAUGUUUCAAGCUCAGGAUAGAGUAUGAGUAAACUGUUUAGGCUGGAGAGGAAGUCGCAUCUGAAUCGGGUAUACUGAGACAUUUAUUGCAAACGGUCCUAUCUCUGAGCUUUUUUGGCAAGGCUCUCGGUUGCCAAAUGAUGCCUGUCCUCUGCUGAUUCUUUUAGAGAUGUUGGCACUAGUAUGAGCUCAAAUGACUUCCUUACCUUCUGUUACAAAGCCAGUGGUGGUGUGGCCUUACAAAAAUCAGAUUUAGAACUAGGGUGAAGUCUGUUAAAUAAGUGAUCGGUUGGGGAGGUUAGCUCACUCUCUGUAUCCUUGCUUAAAAUACAUUUGAUCCCAGCUCAGAGAUCUUACUUUAAAGUGGGAAAAGUUUCUCCCUAUGUCAGUGAGAAUGCAGUGGAUUGCAGGCAGCUCUCUGGUUUGCUGGAGACCAGCGAAUCACCUGGCUAGAAUGGUUCGGUGUACAUUCUUCUGUACAUGUUGGCCAUGCCAAGCAAGAAGCUUUGUCUGUUCCCUCCUUUGGGUGAUUAUUGCUGAAAAGGCAGCUUGUAAUCUGCAUGUACAAUAAAAAGAGAUGUUUUCAUGGG